UUUGGGCUUCUUCAGACACAGAGGGCUGAAAGAUCUCCAACAACAAUGAAGCUAGCUCAUCCCAGUGUGGAGAAUCAUGCCACCAUCAAGCUGGCCUUGCUACUGUUAUUUACGUUCUCCACCAACGCUUUCCCAACAGCAGAGGACACAGAGGAGCCAAACAUGUCUCCAUCAGAGCCUCGCUCAGCUUUUGCAGCCCUGGAUGAAGUCCGGCUCAUCGCUAACGGUCUCCUGCAGCUAGGGAAAAACCUGAGGGACUUUGUACAAAAGACAAAGAGCCAGAUCAGUGACAUCUUGCAAAAGCUCAACAUUUUUGAUAAGUCCUUCAACAAGCUGUCUGUGCUAGCCAGUGAGAUCAAAGAGAAAGAAGAGGAGUUGAAGAAGACCACUGUGGUGCUCCAAGCCAACAAUGAGGAGAUCAAGAGCCUGUCCCUGGAGAUCAACUCUAAAGUAGAGGACAUCAUGAGGGAGAGAGUCCAGCUGUGGAAUCAGGUUGGAGGGCUUGAGGAGAAGCUGAGUGGACUUUCUCAAGGUCUUCUCUCAGCAGAUCAGUUUGCAGAGAUUUCAGCACUCAAAGAGGUGAUCCUAGCCCAAGAGAAGAACAUCUCAGACCUGCUGCAGGCAGUGAAGGAGCAAAGUGAACAUCUGAAUGACCAGAAAAACAAGAUCAAAAGUCUGGAGAAUAAGCUGAAAUCUGCCAGCCUUCAGGACACUCUGUCUAAGUUUAGUUGGGAUGGUGAAAGCUACAGCAUGUCGGAUUAUUUGUCCAACUACUCCAACGAUGGAAGCUUUUCAAGUGCUUUCCCAAGAGACUGCGGUGAGGUCUUCAGCAGCGGAGAGAAAACCAGUGGCCUUUAUCCCAUUAAACCCAAUGGAUCCGAGCCUUUCCUUGUGCACUGUGAUUUCACAGAGGAGGGAGCGUUCACGCUUAUUCAGCACAGACAAGAUGGCUCUGUUGAUUUUAACCAGUCCUGGCAGAGUUAUGAGGAUGGAUUCGGAGACUUCAAGAGCGAGUUCUGGCUUGGUCUGAGGAAGAUCUUCUCCAUCACCCAGCAGGGCAGCUCUGUCCUGCGUAUUCAGAUAGAGAACUGGAAACAGGAAAAACAUUGGUUGGAGUUCCAGUACAUGCUGGACGGCCCUGACUCCAACUACACCAUCCACCUGAAGACGGGAGACCAGACCUCGGAUACGGACGUCCCGACCACGCUGAGUUUCUCCACUAGAGACCACAAUGAUGGGAACAGACACAGAGCCCCACACUGUGCUCAUGAUUAUACAGGAGGCUGGUGGUUCAGCGCUUGUGAAGAUGUCAACCUGAAUGGAAAAUGCAUCCAGAGCCAACCUCGCAGGAAAGGAGUCCAAGGGAAGCAGAAUAAAGGACAGUCCUUCUUUAAAUCUACACAGAUUUCCAUUCGUCACCGUCAGGAAACAUAGUGGCCUGUACAGCAGAAGAAACCACGUGCAAAUACAUCUCUGAUCGUCUUUAACCACGUGAAAUGUGACUCUGUAGCUGCACACUGCAUUAAAAUCCAGCAGCAUGUUCAUUAAACAAAACAGGUCAGAUUUAUUUCAAAUGGAACACAA
Molecule: messenger RNA, 1584 nt
Organism: Hemibagrus wyckioides
Lineage: Eukaryota; Metazoa; Chordata; Actinopteri; Siluriformes; Bagridae
Product: angiopoietin-related protein 3-like
Exons: 7
Coding region: 46-1434 (462 amino acids)
Biological process (GO): triglyceride homeostasis; phospholipid catabolic process; cholesterol homeostasis
Source: RefSeq, a predicted model, not a curated record